AUGAGUGAAAAGCGAGAAUGGACGAACGAAGCUUGGAAAAAUGACAAUAACGUAGGAAAAAUGGAACCCAACGACACCAAUUUCUCUGAAUACGACAAUUCGAGGAAAAGCUCGCUUCAAUUGGAUUUGCCAAGUUACUCAGAAGUUUGUUAUAACAGUGGAGAUGAUUUGGAGAAAGGUUUGUUUACACCUAUUCCUCCUUCCUACGAACAACUUCAAAUGAGUAGUAGAGUCGAAUCCGAUAGUAAUCAAAAUCAUGCGAAUGCAGUGCAUGAACGCAUGGCAGAACCCGUGCCAGACAGAUCAUGGGGAAGCUGUAUCCUCGAUUGCAUCUGCAUGCCGGUACGUCCCCGACUAGCACCAGCGGGCACAUUGAAAGAAGCAGGAUAUUUUCGAUGUUUUAUGUGUUAUCUUUAUACGGCUGCUUUUAUUUUCUAUUUACUUUUCAAAUAUUCUGAUAAAUUGUCAGAGUUUAUAAAGGAUUCAUCUUUGUCUAAGGAAAUUGCUUUACCUUUGCUUGGUGGAUUGAUUUUAGUUUUAUUUUUUAUUUCCGCUGUAAUAAUUUCUCUUGUGUUGGACAUCAUCGUUUGGUGUAUAUCUAUGGUUCCAGAUUUGGCUGUAUUUCUAGGGCGUUUCUUAGGAAGAACAUUUCCAUACUUGUGGAGAAAAUUUAUACUGCCUUUGACGAUUAUUUUCGGUUAUACAACUAAUCAAAGCUUUGGGAUUGAUUCAGAUUCAACAAAUACCGUUGAACUUGACGAGCUAGAAGCUAGUGUUGAAACUCCAACAACUACACAUAACAAUGUUGAAGUGCCAAGUUCUCCUCUUGGGAAAAGCCCUACCAAAGCAAACCGUUCAAAAAAGUCUGUUGGGCAUUCUGCAAGAGAGCAAGAAAUAGAGAUGCAAACUUUUGGAGACACAGGUUCUCCGAGUUUGAACGAUCAUACAAAGUAAUGUUUUUAUGCUAUGCCCAUUUUAUUGAAUGGUUGUUAUUGUCAGCGUGUCAGUGUCCAGUUGAAAUUGAGAUGUCUUACGAGGAGAUUAUGUUUAUAUUCAAAAGCAUGCGUAUUUUGUUUCCGUAGAGACUCGGGAUUGUUAGCUAGCCUGGCCCUUAUUAGCUACUCACUUUCCUGUUGUUUUUGGUGAGUAUUUACAGUCAUCUCUGCUUCCUCCUUUUUGAUUAAAGUUGUUUAAAAUAUCAAUACAACAUAUUAUUUUCUAUAAGCUUUGACCGCAAGGUGAAAUUUCAGUUUAUGAUGGUGAGUUUGUCCAAAAGUAACACAAUAACCAAGGUUUCUGUUGAAACUGCAAAAUCAUGA
Molecule: messenger RNA, 1319 nt
Organism: Schizosaccharomyces cryophilus OY26
Lineage: Eukaryota; Fungi; Ascomycota; Schizosaccharomycetes; Schizosaccharomycetales; Schizosaccharomycetaceae
Exons: 2
Coding region: 1-954 (317 amino acids)
Source: RefSeq, a predicted model, not a curated record